GAAUGCAAAUUUAAAAUGGCUUCCCGCGAAGAGUGGUGUGCUGAAAAAUUGUCAAAGCUUCUAAACGAAGAAUUGAGAAUUUCGACGCUGUGCGAAAUUAAAAACCACCUGACGUCGGUGCCACAGGAGGAGGCCGCCAUAACUGCCAAUAUUUUACAACUUCCCCUGGUUUUCGACUGUCUUAAUGAUUCCAAUACGGAGCAAGUCGAUUUGGCUUGUGAAGUGCUGACGUUAUGUAUGAACAAUUUAAAUCUAGGGGAAAGCACGAACAAAUAUGGGGUGUCACUUGAACGGGCCUUAAUUCAUCCUUAUCCUUCUGUUAAACUUAUGUCUCUUACAGAAAUUGAACGAAGUUUAAAUGAUGACAGUGUUGUUAAUGAGUUGUGUCAGAGAAACUCUCUUGUGAUUAAUAUUGCCAGAUGUAUUGGUGGAGAAGACUUGGCUGUUGCCAAUAAGGCAACCAUUAUUUUAAAAAAGAUCUCUGAGAGUAAAAUGGGCAUGCAACUCCUGGUUUCCAAUGAUCUGUUAACUGUAUUUCAUGAAGUAAUGACAACUAGUGAGGUUAUUAGAUUAAGGGUUUAUGAAUUAAUCAUUGAUAUUUCUAAAGAAUCUGAGGAAAAUUUUGCUCUCUUGUUGACAACUGGUUUGGUGUCGCAAAUUCUGGAUGAAUUAAAUAACAAUGACAUUUUAUUGAGAAUGAACAUCUUGGGACUCUUAACUCAAUUGGGAUUAAGUAGACAUGGUUACACCUUUUUGGAGACCAGCGGGGUUUUAAAUAAAAUGUUCCUCAUGUUUGAGGACAGUGAAGAUCCUAUUACUGUUCAGCUAUGUGAACCUGGUAUUUUGAAAUUUUUUGGUCACAUGGCUCAUUUCAGACCCAUCGAGGUUUUGUCUAAAUAUCCUAAAUUAUUUGAUAGAUUGUUUAUGAAUCUUGAGAGUAGUGACUUAACAAUUGUUGCUGUAACUUUGGAAACUUUGGGUCACAUUGGUGAACCAAAUGAGGGUAAAAUUGCCUUAGACUCAACAGGCAAUAAAAUGCAGUAUGCGGUAAAAAUUAUAAGUAAACUUCUUCCAUCGCUUCCCACUGAAAUAAGAAUCAAAGCUUUAAACUGUUUCGAAAAACUUUUGCAUGUAGAGGAGUACAGAAAUGAAGUCUCUAGUAUAGCUAGAAAGUGGUACAAUUUGUUUGGGGAUAAACCUAUGGAUCUCAUUCUACGUUAUGCGAAAAAUCCGUUUCCUGACAUAAGACUGGCUGGUUUUGGCGUUUUAAAAGCUGUAUCUGAACAUUAUUGGGGCCAAGCAGACAUUAAAAAUACCAUAGGCCUAGUUGAAUUUUUACUGGAUAGAACUUCAGAAAACUCAAAGGAAGGUAAAGAAAUUAAAUUCGAAAUAAUUAAAAUUUUGUCAAACAGUGAAGUCCUUGAGGAACCUGUUCUUAAAAGAUUUAAACAAUAUGUUAUUGAGGGACCUUUCUUUGUGCAUGGUGUAACUGAAGUGGAGGUUGUGAGGAAUGAAUGAUUAGUAUUUUUUAAGUAUAUUUAUAUAUUUUUGCAUUUGUAUUUAAUUAUUGCAUUUAAGUUAUAAUAAAUUAAUAAAAAUGAA
Messenger RNA from Aethina tumida (small hive beetle), 1602 nucleotides. RefSeq names its product 26S proteasome non-ATPase regulatory subunit 5. Gene Ontology annotation, biological process: proteasome assembly. Gene Ontology annotation, cellular component: cytosol. The transcript has 6 exons. NCBI's taxonomy places the organism in Eukaryota, Metazoa, Arthropoda, Insecta, Coleoptera, Nitidulidae. The record is from RefSeq and is a predicted model, not a curated record. Bases 16 to 1518 code for a protein of 500 amino acids.